AUCAUAAAAGCAAGUCUCCAAAGUUCUUUAGCUGUUCUCACUUUCAAGUCAUCAUCGUCUCUCUCGUCUCUCUCUUCUUGCUUUUCGCGCUUCCCUCUCUCUCUUUGCGACUCUCGAUUUCUUCCUUAGAUCCGCCGAAUCUUCUAUUUUUUUUUUGUGGAUUCUUUUCUACAUUCAGUUACACCCCCCUCUGUUUUAAUACCGAUAUCGCAAACCCUAGAUUCGACGAUCUUUGAAUCAAUGACGUCUUCACCCGGUAAUACUAACCCUCACAAUCCUCCUCCUCCUCCGUUCGAUCUCAUUACUAUCUUCAAACCUUCAUCGAACCCUUAUCCGGCGCCGCCGUCAUCUUUUCCUCCACCGGCGGGUCCUUUUCUUCACAGCCAGUACAAUCAGCAACUCUACGCGCCGCCGAGUACCUCAGCCCAACCAUCGCCGGUGACUCUGACGCAACAGGAUGUGUCUUCCUCUUCCUCCGCGACUAACUUGCUUCCGCAGAGAACGCUGUCUUAUCCCACGCCACCUCUCAAUCCCCAAUCUCCCCGUGUCAAUCACAAUCCCGGAACGCACAUCCUCGCUCUCCUUAAUAACAACAAAGGAGGCGCCGUGGCUAACCAAGAGCCUCCGCAUCAGCUUCCGGUAGUGACUCACAGCGAGAUCGCUCGGUCUUUUCCUGGCGGUUCGGGUCCUAUCCGUGUUCCCAGCUGUAAGCUGCCUAAGGGAAGACGGUUGGUUGGUGAACACGCUGUCUACGAUGUGGACGUGAGGUUACAGGGAGAGAUUCAGCCGCAGUUGGAGGUGACUCCGAUUACUAAAUACGGGUCGGAUCCUCAGCUUGUAGUGGGUCGGCAAAUCGCCGUGAAUAAGGUCUACAUAUGCUAUGGAUUGAAAGGAGGAAACAUUAGGGUUCUUAAUAUACAUAGUGCUUUGAGGUCUUUGUUCAGAGGCCAUUCUCAGAGAGUGACGGACAUGGCUUUCUUUGCCGAAGAUGUUGAUCUCUUGGCUAGUGUUAGUCUAGAUGGAAAAGUUUUCGUGUGGAAAAUUUCUGAGGGAUCUGAGAGAGAUGAUCAACCCCAGAUAACUGGAAAGAUAGUUUGUGCUCUUCAGAUACUAGGAGAGCAAGACACCAAACAUCCACGUGUUUGUUGGCACUGCCACAAACAGGUAUUUGAUCACUUUGUUAGUCUAGAUGGAAAAGUUUUCGUGUGGAAAAUUUCUGAGGGAUCUGAGAGAGAUGAUCAACCCCAGAUAACUGGAAAGAUAGUUUGUGCUCUUCAGAUACUAGGAGAGCAAGACACCAAACAUCCACGUGUUUGUUGGCACUGCCACAAACAGGAAAUUUUGGUAGUUUCUAUUGGUAGACAUGUGCUUCGUAUUGAUACUACCAAAGUUGGCAGAGGUGAAGUAUUCUCUGCUGAGGCCCCUCUCCAGUGUGCCCUUGAUAAACUGAUUGAUGGUGUUCAGAUUGUGGGCAAGCAUGAUGGGGAAGUUACAGAUUUGUCAAUGUGCCAAUGGAUGACCACGCGCCUGGUUUCUUCUUCUGUUGAUGGCUCGGUUAAGAUAUGGCAAGAUAAUAAGGCACAACCACUCGUAGUUUUGAGACCUCAUGAUGGAUAUCCAGUCAGCUCAGCCACAUUUGUGACAUCCCCUGAAAGACCUGAUCACAUCAUACUUAUCACGGGGGGUCCUCUAAAUCGAGAAAUGAAAAUCUGGGUCUCUGCUGGGGAAGAAGGGUGGCUUUUACCAGCUGAUGCUGAAUCAUGGAGGUGUACCCAGACACUUGAAUUGAAAAGUUCAACUGAGCCACGGGCUGAAGAGGCAUUUUUUAACCAAGUAAUAGCAUUAUCUGAAGCAGGCUUGCUUUUACUUGCAAACGCAAAAAGGAACGCCUUAUAUGCUGUGCAUUUGGACUAUGGUUAUUCUCCAGUUGAUUCUCGGAUGGAUUACCUGUCAGAGUUUACAGUCACUAUGCCCAUAUUGAGUUUUAUUGGGACAAAUGAUCCUCCAGAAGAGCCCAUUGUUAAGGUUUAUUGUGUUCAGACUCUAGCAAUCCAGCAGUAUACAUUAGACUUAUGCUUGUGCUUGCCACCUCCUACAGAGAAUGUGGGUUUUGAGAAGUCAGAUUCUAGUGUGUCACGGGAAGCAAAUCUUUUUGAAAGUAUGUUUGAACCAUCUGGACUGAAAGCUACCAAAUUACCAUCAGUUAAUUCAGUGCCUAAACCAUCUAUUUUAGUGAAUAGAUCGGAAAGUGCCAAUACGUUGAAUUUUCCAGCGGGUUCUGCAUCAGCGGAAACCACAUCACCAGCAAUUGCUCCCCCCAAUGGUGAGCCUAAAACUUCUGGGCUGCCUUCUGAGACCAGUGAUGCAGGUGCUCCUUCACCUCAACAUUCUCUAAGUCCAAGACUAUCAAGUAAACUUUCUGGCUAUCACACUCCUUCUGAUUGUUUUGUUGAUAGGCAAAAUGAUGAUGUUGGAGAAAAUAGUUUGAAUGUAUCUUCUGUCGACGAAAGCUCUAGAAGCAAAGACAUGAAUGUUAAACCUGAUGAUGAUAUGUCUGGGAUUCGAAGCCCAUCAGCUUUUUUCAAACACCCUACUCAUCUCGUAACUCCUUCAGAGAUAUUGAUGGGUGUUUCAUCCACUGAAGCCUCCGUUACUACUGAAGACAAGAGGGAUAGAAAUGCUGAUAUUCAGGACGUGAAUAAUGAUGCAAGAGGCACAGAAGUUGAGGUCAAAGAAGUAAGUGAAGCACGGUCUACGCAGAAUGGUGAAAUGAACUAUCAUGAAGAAACUGCGAAUCACACUUCUGAAAGUAGAGAACAAAUCUUCUGCUCACAGGCUUCGAAUCUCACAGCAAGAGUCCGUCAUCCUAUUACAGAGGAAACUGACUCUGUGGCAUAUGGACAACCUUUACAAGUUGGGGAUGAAAGAGGUCUUGACUCAAGAGAUGUGUCUGCAAACCUUCCCAAGUCGGAUUCAUCUAGUGGGCUUCCACAGUUGGUAGCUACAAAUAGCAAAGGGAAGAAGCAGAAGGCCAAAAAUUCUCAGGGUCCCAGUUUGUCAUCCUCAAAUGUUGCUAAUCUGGCUGAAUCCGUCAGUGAGCAAUGUGAGAGGUUAAGUCAUCCCAUGACAGAUUCGAUUCCUCAGUUAUUAGCUAUGCAAGAAACGAUGAAUCAGAUAAUGGUUUCACAGAAGGAGAUGCAGAGACAACUAUCAAAUGCUGUCACUGGCCCUAUUGUAAAAGAAGGUAAAAGACUUGAAGUGGCUAUAGGGAGAAUGAUAGAGAAAUCCAGCAAGUCAAAUGCUGAUGCUUUAUUGGCCCGCUUCCAAGAGGAGGCUGUUAAGAAUGAAAAGGCAUUACGUGACCAUGCACAACAAAUUGUGAAUGCAACGUCAAACUUCAUGAGCAAGGAGUUAAAUGCCAUGUUUGAGAAAACGGUGAAGAAGGAAUUUGCUACCGUUGGUCCAUCCCUAGCACGUGCAGCAACUCCAGUUAUUGAAAAAACUGUUUCCUCUGCAAUCACAGAAUCCUUUCAGAGAGGAAUUGGUGACAAAGCAGUUAAUCAGCUUGAUAAAUCUGUUAUUACAAAGCUUGAAACAACCAUAGCCAGGCAAAUUCAAGCCCAAUUUCAGACGUCUGGUAGACAAGCCCUCCAGGAAGGUCUUAGGUCAAGUCUGGAAUCUUCAGUCAUACCGUCCUUUGAGAGAGCAUGCAAGGCCAUGUUUGUGCAAGUAGACUCAACCUUCCAGAAAGGGAUGGCUGAGCACACAAGUGCAGCCCAGCAACGGUUCGACUCUGGACACUCCCAGCUUGCUCAUACUCUGAAGGAAACCAUUAGUUCCGCAUCAUCAGUUACUCAAGCCCUAAAUCAUGAAUUAGCCGAGAGUCAAAGGAAUCGCUUAGCUCUCGCAGCUGCUGGAGCUAGUUCUGGUGGAUCAAAUCCCUUGGUUACUCAACUAAGUAAUGGACCUUUAGGUGCUCUUCUUGAAAAGGUUGAAGUGCCUAUGGACCCAACAGCAGAACUUUCAAGGUUGAUAUCUGAGCGCAAGUACGAAGAAUCUUUCACUUCGGCUCUACAGAGAAGCGAUGUCUCUAUAGUAUCAUGGCUUUGCUCACAGGUGGAUCUUCGUGGACUACUGGCUAUGAAUCCGCUUCCGCUGAGCCAAGGCGUGCUUCUUUCACUGCUGCAGCAGCUAUCUUGUGACAUCAGCAAGGACACAUCCCGUAAGCUAGGUUGGAUGACUGAUGUUGUUGCAGCCAUAAACCCAUCAGAUCAGAUGAUUGCGGUCCACGCGCGGCCAAUCUUUGAACAAGUUUAUCAGAUUUUGCACCACCAGCGUAACGCACCAGGCAGCGACAUCACUGCCGUCAGACUUAUAAUGCACGUGAUCAACUCUAUGCUUAUGAGCUGCAAAUGA
This is a messenger RNA of Camelina sativa (false flax), 4416 nucleotides long. NCBI's taxonomy places the organism in Eukaryota, Viridiplantae, Streptophyta, Magnoliopsida, Brassicales, Brassicaceae. The record is from RefSeq and is a predicted model, not a curated record.